AUGGCUGGCCUCGGAGCCAAUGGAGGUUUCACCUCCGGCCCCAGCUCUGGCGCUUCUCUCCAGCCUGCAGACCCCAACAACAGCAACAUCUUGCCCAGGAUUCACGAUGCGCUCCAGAUCAUCUACAGCCCACAGUCAACAAACCAGUCGCGCCAGGAAGCCCAGUCAUUCCUCGAGGAUGUCAAGGCCUUGAACGAGGGUCCAUCCCAUGGCUUCACCCUCUCUUCCGACAAGAGCCAAUCUCCCAUUGUACGCCACUACGGCUUGUCCUUACUCGAGCACGCGAUCAAACACCGGUGGGCAGAAUACAGCGAACAGGAAGCAGAGUACUUGAGGUCUUGGGUGCUACAACUAUCUCAGGGCGUAUCCAAAGACGACCCUCUCUAUAUAAGAAACAAGAUUGCCAUCCUAUGGGUGGAAGUGGCCAAGAGGAGUUGGGGUGCCGAGUGGAAGGAUAUGGAUUCGUUGCUUGUUCAGUUAUGGCAAGUGCCCGGAUUUGGCCCACACAAGGAACUUGUAUUGUCCGUCCUCGAGACCCUAUCCGACGAGAUAUUUAACGGUGACGACGCCGUGGUGGCUAUUCGAGAAGCGGUUCUUAGCAAGGCCGCCGUCGAGAUCUUCACACCAGCUGCCGUACUGCUCGAGGCAUUUCCAAACCGCCAGGCCGGCCCGGAUGUGCGCUGUGGGGAAGAAGGGUGGCUCAAUAGAGCUACGGUGCUCCUUGGCGAGUGCUUGAACUCGGACAUACAGGGCAAUGAGGACGUUCGCUCAUGCGCCGUCAAGGCGCUCUCGCUCCUCUACUCACUCAUGCCCUGGGCUAUUCCCAAGGCAGUCAUCGCUUCGAGAUGCGUCCAAAUCAUGUGCGACGGCCUUGUGGCUCCCCAUGUUGCCGUACAAAAGGCUUCCCUCGAGGCUUUGCACGCUCUAUACUCUCGUAGCAAUUUCUCGACUGAGGAGUUCCUUGAGCUUGUCGUGCCUUUGUAUCGAAGGGAGUUCGUCGACCGCUGCAAGCAACUCUUUGAAUGGUCGACCGUCGACGCUGAUGAUAUCGACGAUGACAAGUAUCAAUUCGCUAAGAAAUUCUCAGAGAUGAUGUCUUGCCUUGGCAAUUAUCUGGAUCGCAAGUUCACAGCCAUGCCCUCGGAUCUCGACGCGCAAGCUUUCCUGGAAUUUCUGCUCCUGGUGGUGCAGAGUCAGAGCUUAGUGGUUUCUAUCCCAGUGCUGGUUUCCUGGACCCGUCUCCUUCACAACCGCGCACUAGGGCCUUCGAUCGCCAAGACACACCUCAUUGGACCCCUUUUGAUGGUUUGCAGUUCAAGGCAGGUUCGCUACGAGAGUCUUCCGGAUGAUACCCAGGAUCCUACAUACAUAUUUCUCACCGAAGACACCGAUACAAUACCAGAACGUCAUGCAUUUCUCGGGAACUACAGACGAUACAGCGCUCAAGUUAUAGAGAGCAUUGUGCAGCUGACGCUGUCUGAUGCCAUCUCAUACAUCCUUGAGCAGACUGACAACGUUAUUCAACAUCUGUAUGAUGGACAACCCUCCCUAGAUCCAUCUACAUAUGUGAAGAACUCGAUGCCUUAUCUGCGAGUUGAUGCACAAUUCACUGUUAUUGAGUCAGCAUUGAAAGGUUACGUCAAAUGGAGGUCUACCACUAGUGGCGAUGCCACCCAGCAUCAGAAGAUACAGCUUGAAGGAUACCUGGAGUCGUGGUGCAAUCGUUUGAUCGAGCUGAAAUUUGAGGAUCCCUUAAUUCGCAAACGAGUCCUCCAGCUUCUCGUUGCCUUUUCGACCACCGCUCUCGACAAGAACGCAGGAUUCAUGCUGAAAGUCCUGGAGCACAUUCUGAUGACGUGGCCAGCACCACAGCCUGAGCAUAAAGUCUUCAACGACGCGAUUAAAGAUCUACAGUCUGAGAGUAUUGUCGAGCUGCAGCGUCUCGCGUCCAAAAUGCCUGAUCACCUCCUUGAUGUCUAUGACCAGUUAGAGGCUAAAGUCAACGACAUGAUAGCUUCUGGCUCCUUGGAUGAAAAGCGACAGGUUGCGUACCAGAGCUUCUUGUUCAUCAUCAUUCACCGGGCAACUCGGAUAGACCAAGGAACAAGAGUUCAACGGUUACGGACAUUUAUUGAGCCGGUCAAAUCCCAAUGGAACAAUGAUAACCUCAAGCGAGCACUGUCGUCGUACCAGGGGUUUAGUGAACUGAUGGCGCUAGACAAAGCGCAGAGUUACCUCGCCCGCCGCCGAAUCCACGAGAUAAAUGACUGGGGCUCUGUCGAAUUGGACGCAGAAGGCUUGGCCUUGCAGGCUGAGCUGGAGGAAAGACAGACACUUCUGCCGCUCCGCUCAACCAAAUCAUUCCUCACAUAUUCUGUGGAAAAGCUUGAAAAGAACUCGCCUUCGUACCAGGCCUCCUGUCUGUUGUGGCAGGAUGGAUUCCCCAUCAUACUACCAGAACUUUUACAGUUUCUUAGCCACGCUCACGCAUCUCAUAACCCUAACAACUGGUCGCUUUUACCCAGCGAAAUGUUCCCAAUUGUUGGCCGCGUGUUGACUGAUCGGUUCUGGCAAGCUGGUAUCUCUGAAGGUAGCAAGGAUGACUUCUACGCUAGAGUCCUCGAGAAGAAAGGCACUCUUGAAGGUCUCGCCUCGACAAUCCGCGGCACAGUCCGAUUUGUGCGAGAGACAUGCUACGCGAUAAUUUACUGCAUGAGCAGACUCGACGUACAAUUUUAUGGGUUCAACGAACUGCCUGGUCCGCUCGCGCACUCUCUCUUCGCAGACUCGCUCUGUCUUUCCGCGCAUCAAAUCAUCAAUCUUCUGAAUCUAGUCAGAUACCUCGUAGACCAUUGUCCAGUUCAACUCCGUGAUCAUUUUCUGCCCCCUAUCUUGGCAGCUUGCUUCCAACAAAUGGACGUAAAGAUUAAUUCAGAAUGGGAGAAACUUGAUCGUCAACAAGGUGUGCAGUCAGCUGGAGAUGACUUGACUGAAGAGAUGAAGACGGAGAGUAUCCUGCGGCAGUUGACGUACUCUGCGGUGGUCAUGGUCGCGGACUUCCUGGACCCUGCAAGAAUAGACCCUCCGCUGGAUGGCUUCUCGAAUCGUGAGACCAUCAAUGUCUCCACAAAGUACCCUUCCCUACGGAAGUUCUGCUUGAUGCAAUCAAGCAUUGUUGAGCCCCUUCUUCUCUUUUGCGCACAUGCUAUCCGAUGGCAUGACGGGAGAUGCUGUGGUGUCGUCUUGCGUGUUUUCCGGUCUAUAAUUCCGGAAUUUCAAGUCGUUCAGCCCCCAACUCCUGAGUCCAUACCAUCAAAUGUCAACCCAAUGGAGCAAUCAACUUCAUCGACUACCCGACCCCUCGAUGAAUUUCCAAUCCCGCAAGCCACAGGCAGCGCUAUUCGCGAGUACAUCUCCUCAGACGUCCUGAAAGCAUGCAUCACGUCUCUCCAUGAGCCAUACUUCGUUGAUCUUCAGAAGGAGCUUGGCCAUGUUAUCGCAUCGAUCCUCAUGUUCUACAGCCCCGUGACUCAAACGCCGCGUGACGUUCUUUACUCCCUCCCAAAUAUUAAGCAGCAAGACGUCAACUCAACGAUUGAAUUUGUCUGUCGUCCCGGAUCGCACUCUCGGCAACAACGUGCGUUGGUCCUGGACCUCUUGAAGGAUCUCAAGGGUGUCAGUAUAUCGGAGAUGGGCAAACUCAGCAAGAGCGUGGGCAUUAAGCCAGACAGCAGUCGCUUGGCCAAAAAGACAACGCGGAGCAAAAUGGCCCAGGAGUUCAUGACUGCUUCGGUUCCUGCAGGAGGUCCUGCGGGAGGCACUGGCCAACCAGGAGCACCGCGAGAGAGCCCUGACCUCGAAGGCGUCGCUGGUCUGUUUAACGCGUGA
Molecule: messenger RNA, 3888 nt
Organism: Phaeoacremonium minimum UCRPA7
Lineage: Eukaryota; Fungi; Ascomycota; Sordariomycetes; Togniniales; Togniniaceae
Product: putative nuclear import and export protein
Exons: 7
Coding region: 1-3888 (1295 amino acids)
Biological process (GO): RNA export from nucleus; protein export from nucleus
Cellular component (GO): RNA nuclear export complex; nucleus; cytoplasm
Molecular function (GO): nuclear export signal receptor activity; small GTPase binding; RNA binding
Source: RefSeq, a predicted model, not a curated record